AGGUCAAACAUAUGAUAUCCUUUGGGAAUUUUCUUGUGCUGAAGGCUAGAGGGAGAGAUAAACAUUUUGCUUUCACCUUUCUGAUCCUUCCAUAUCUAUGAAGGCCAGGGGCCAUUCUGAUGUUUCCAGAGGUGUCAAUUUUAGACUCUGCGCCUUACUCCCUCCCUCCCUUUUCUACUGUGCUGCUCCCUUGUGUGUUCUUUAGAUAACAGGUGCUGCUCUGGCCUCCAUGACACAGUCUGAAUACAUCAGUCACAGAUUGGGCUCUCACUCUCAGCCUGAGGUAUUAGGGAGUUAGUGGAUAAAGGCAUUACUGUCUGAAAGGUGCUGAGCCAGGUGUGUGUGAGAGAUACGGGUAAAGCGCUCGGGUCAGGAGGAGGAUCUUGUGUCCUCUGUCCUGCUGCUGGCACGGCUCUCCUUUUCCUUUCUCUUCCGCUGUUCAUCUUUCCUCAUCAUUCCUCUCUAAUCCUCCCCUUUUACUGUUUCACUCUUUCUCCUCUAUCACCUUUUAUUCACACUUCAACAUAUUCUUCGUAAUCUCUUUAUCUCACACUAUCCCUCCUUGCCCCCCACUCUCCUUCACCAUGCUCUCCCUCUGAGUGUCCUCGCUGUCGGCGACAGCCUCUCUCCCUCCGUUGCCAUGGAUUUGGGCAGCCUGACCACGGUGGUUGCCAACUCUGCCUACAUAAGCGCCCGCGGCAGCUUCGAUGGCUCCAACCCGGCAGCCUCGCGUGACAAGAAGUACCACGCCCGCCUCAAGCUGCCCCAUAUCACCGUGUGUGAGGGCCUCCAGGAAACCCUGGACCUAACCUUUCAGUCAGUCUGCGUGGAGCAGCCCAUCGGCAAACGCCUGUUCCGCGAGUUCCUGGAGACGGCGCCCGAAUACCACGGUCCUUGCCACUUGUGGCGGGAUAUCGAAGAGUACGACUUAGCCGAAGACACAGACCGGGCCCAGAAGGCAUCUAGGAUUGUCCAGCGUUACCUGGAAUCCUCUGCUAAGCUCUACUGCCCCUUCCUGACCCCGGAGACCGUGACCCAGGUGAAGGAGGCACAGCAGGGGGCUGGGGACACCCUCUUUUCCCAGACACUGGUCUCGGUGCUGGGCUACCUCCAGGAAGUUCCCUACACCUUCUUCCUGGAGAGCAUGUACCUGAAGAGGUUCCUGCAAUGGAAGUGGCUGGAGAUGCAGCCCAUGGACCAAGACUGGUUCCAGGACUUCCGUGUGCUUGGGAAGGGGGGUUUCGGAGAGGUGUCUGCCUGCCAGAUGAAGGCCACGGGGAAACUGUACGCCUGCAAGAAGCUCAACAAGAAGAGGCUGAAGAAGAGGAAAGGCUAUGAGGGGGCAAUGGUGGAGAAGAGGAUUCUUGCCAGGGUUCAUAGUCGCUUCAUCGUGUCACUGGCCUACGCUUUCCAGACCAAGGAUGAGCUUUGCCUGGUUAUGACCAUCAUGAAUGGAGGAGACCUGAAGUACCACAUCUAUCUGGUGGAUGAGAACAACCCAGGGUUUGAGGAGCCCAGAGCCUGUUUCUACGCAGCUCAGAUCAUCCAGGGCAUGGAGCACCUCCACCAGAAGAGAAUCAUCUACAGAGACCUCAAACCUGAGAACGUGCUGCUGGACAAUGAAGGUAACGUGCGUAUCUCUGACCUGGGUCUGGCAGUGGAGCUGAAGGAAAACCAGACAAAGAUCAAAGGCUAUGCCGGAACUCCAGGGUUUAUGGCCCCAGAGCUCCUGAAGGGGGAGAAGUAUGACACCUCAGUGGACUAUUUCACCCUAGGGGUCACACUGUUUGAGUUUAUGGCCGCCAAGAACCCCUUCAGGGAACGCGGAGAGAAGGUUGAGAAGGAGGCACUAAAGGAGCGCAUCAUGACCGGGACAGUGGUCUACCCAGAGACAUUCAGUGAGAACGCCAAGUCCAUCUGCUCUGCGCUGCUGGAGAAACAGGUGGACAAGAGACUAGGUUUCAAGGACGGGACCUGUGACGAGAUCAGGACACACCCCUUCUUCAGCGCCAUCCACUGGACGAGACUGGAUGCAGGCAUCCUGCCCCCCCCGUUUGUCCCUGACUCCAAGGUGGUCUACGCCAAGGACCUGGAUGACGUGGGGGAGUUCUCCUCGGUGAAGGGAGUGGGGCUGGACGACCCCGACCGCGUGUUCUUUGACGAGUUCUCCUCUGGGAACAUUGCCAUCCCCUGGCAGGAGGAGAUGAUUGAGACGGGGAUCUAUGGUGAGCUCAACGUGUGGGGACCCGCAGGCACCAUACCCAACGACCUGCGCAGAGAGUCCAUCUUGGAACAGCCCAAGUCAUCCACCUGCUGCUUGGCGUGAUUGUCUCUUUGGAAACGGAGGACGAAGAAGGGAGCUCAGACGUUCCGGAUCAGACCAACCGUAGCUCUUUGAGGUUGUGUUUAGUACAUGCGGAAGUGCUGCCAACUGAAUAUUUUUUUGAACGCUUUACAUUUAGAGUAGAACAAUGAGAGAAACUGUAAAAAAAGAAGAAAAAAACAUAUACCUCAAAGGGCAUUGAUGGGAUCGUGACAACACCUGGACCCAGACAAACACUCAAAACAGUCCAGAACAGCAAAUCAGGUUCUACACAAUGACGUUACCAUGGAGAUGGAACUCCUGAGUGGCAUGGCAUUCUGACUGUUCAUUGGUUGAGAUUGAGAGAGUGUUCCGCUGCUCUUAGAGUGAAACUGUUAGAUGGACUUUGGACCUUUGUACUUCAGUUGGGCCCAGCAAUAGAUAUUCUGUAUUCUCAAAGCAUACUGACAGAUCAUUUAGCAGCAUCAAGAUAUAAGUGUGUGUGUAAGUGAGAGAAAACGAGAUGCUUUCUGAUUCUGCUCACUAUAACACUAGUGAAAUGUGCUAAGUAACAUGAAAUCUUGCAGUUCUCUAAAUAUGUCGAUAUACACUGAAUCUACCAAACAUCAGGAACACCUUCCCAAUAUUGAGUUGCCCCCCCCCCUCAGAACAGCCCCAAUUGAUCGGGCAUGAACUCUACAAGGUGUCACAGGGAUGCUGGCCCGUGUUGACUCCAAUGCUUCACACAUUUGUGUCAAGUUGGCUGGAUGUCCUUUGGGUAGGAGGACCAUUCUUAUUACAUACGGGAAAAUGUUGAGCGUGAAAAACCCAGCAGCGUUGCAGUUCUUGACACCUACUACCAUACCCUGUUCAAAGGCACUUCAAUGUUUUGUCUUGCCCAUUCACCCUCUGAAUGGCACACAUACACAAUCCUUGUCUCAGUUGUCUCUAGGCUUAAAAAUCCUUCUUUAACCUGUCUCCUCCCCUUCAUCUACACUGAUUUGAAGUGGAUUUAACAAGUGACAUCAAUAAGGGAUUAUAACUUUGGAAAGAGCACUUGUUAAUGUUUUCUGUACUCAGUGUAAAUGCUUACCUUCUUGAACUAGUCUGUUUUCAUGUAUAGUGGAAAAGGGUUUGUUUACCAUUGUCAUAAAUGCAGGUGAUACUGUCUCUAGUAGAUGUCUAUGUACAUAUAGUAACUUUAGAAUAUCUGUGUUGAUGCCAAUGCAGACUAUAUGCGUAAGUAGCGAGAAAUGAACACAUUUUUCACACUGUAGUGCAAAGCACAUUUAUUUACAAAACAUUUGUCAAUGUAUCAAAUGUAUGAAAAAACAUUGGUAGAUAAAAUUGCAUUUUGAAAAGUCA
Molecule: messenger RNA, 3667 nt
Organism: Oncorhynchus nerka (sockeye salmon)
Lineage: Eukaryota; Metazoa; Chordata; Actinopteri; Salmoniformes; Salmonidae
Gene: grk1a
Product: G protein-coupled receptor kinase 1 a
Exons: 7
Coding region: 641-2326 (561 amino acids)
Biological process (GO): protein phosphorylation; regulation of opsin-mediated signaling pathway; signal transduction
Cellular component (GO): cytoplasm
Molecular function (GO): rhodopsin kinase activity; ATP binding
Source: RefSeq, a predicted model, not a curated record